AUUUCUUCUCCAUUUACACUAAUCUUUUUUCAAUUCAAUCCUCCGAGAGCUGCUCUAUCUCUCUCUCUCUCCUCCAUGCUUCUCCACUGCAACGCAAGCUGCUGCACCUCAACCUUCUCCCUCGUCUCCUCCUCUCUCCGCCGUCACGACCAUCCCGAAGACUCGCAGGACACAGUUAUCCGUCGCCGUCACAAUGCUAGAUCCCUUUCUCUCUUCACCCGCCACAACCAAAACCUGAAGCAGAACAAAAACCUUAACGAAUCCCAAGAAACCUUCGUCCCACCGCGGCAUGACGAUGACGACAGAUCGAAGCUGCUCGAGCUCUCUCUCGUGACCAGAAGAACUCCGCAGUUCCCUGGCUCAAUCUACGCCCAAUCAGCUUCCGAUCCCGACAUCGCCUCCUCUCUUCCUUCGCUCCGUAAAUUCCUCGGCUCAGAUGGCGAGGGAGAGAGCGAGAGGGAGAUGAUAGCCAAGGCGCUGGAGAUAAGGAGGAAAGUGACGAAGGAGAUUAUCAAAGAGUCUUUGGUGAGGAAAGGGAGGUUCGGGAUCACGUACGCUACUAAUGUGACUGAUCGUUUGGGUGAGUUCGUUGAUCAUGUGAUGAUCGAAGCUGCGGCUUUGAAGCGUAUGCCGGAGUUUUCGGAGACGAGGUUCAACAUUCGCGCCAGGACGGUGAUAGAGGACUCCAACUUCGUGCCUCUUGUAAGGUGGUUGAAGUACCAUGAGUUUUCAUACAAUAGAAUUGGGAAGAUCAUAUGCAUGUCCAAAGGAAACCUUGACUCCAUAAGAAUCAUGAUCGAGUGGCUCAAAACCAUUCAUGUGAAAGGCGAAUUCAUAGGAGUUGCCUUCUUGAGAUCUGGGGACAACAUCUUGCAACGUAGCCGCGAAGAGCUAGACGAGAUUGUUGAGUAUCUAGAGAGCAAUGGUGUGAGGAGGGAUUGGAUGGGAUACGUGGUUGGCCGGUGUCCGGAGUUGCUUUCUUUCAGCAUGGAAGAAGUCAAAACCCGUGUUGAUUUCUUCAUGAAAAUGGGUAUGAAUCAGAAUGACUUUGGCACUAUGGUGUUUGAUUAUCCAAAGAUACUUGGGUUCUUUUCCUUCGAGGAGAUGGAGAAAAAGAUAAGUUACCUGAAAGAGUUUGGGCUUAGCACAGAAGAUGUUGGGAGACUGUUAGCCUUCAAGCCACACCUCAUGGGGUGCAGUAUCGAAGAAAGAUGGAAGCCUCUAGUCAAAUAUUUCUACUACCUCGGAAUCUCCAAACAAGGGAUGAAAAGAAUCCUUGUUGUGAAACCAAUUCUUUACUGCAUUGAUUUGGAGAAGACAAUUGCACCAAAGGUUAGAUUUUUCCAGGACAUGGGUAUUCCGAAUGAGGCAAUUGGAAACAUGUUAGUAAAGUUUCCUUCUUUACUAACCAAUAGCCUCUACAAGAAAAUCCGACCAGUGGUUAUUUUUCUGUUGACCAGAGCAGGAGUGAGCCAGAAGGAUAUUGGUAAAGUUAUAGCAAUGGAUCCAGCUCUUCUUGGAUGUAGCAUAGGGACGAAGCUAGAACCGAACAUGAGAUACUAUGUAUCGUUAGGGAUCAGAAUCCAUCAACUAGGUGAAAUGAUUGCUGACUUCCCUAUGCUGCUCAGAUAUAACGUUGAUAUACUGCGUCCUAAAUACAGCUACUUGCGAAGAACAAUGAUCCGUCCGCUUCAAGAUCUCAUUGAGUUUCCCAGAUUCUUUAGCUACUCACUGGAGCGUCGGAUAAUCCCAAGGCACACCACUAUGGUUGAGAACAGAGUUAAUUUCAAACUCAGGUACAUGUUGGCUUGUACUGAUGGAGAAUUUGAGAGGAGAGUGAGAGACAAAGUGGAGAGAAGAGAGAGAUUCGAAGCUGGUCUUGACUCUGAGGACUCUCAGCUGCUGGAUGAUACUAUCUCCGAUGAGGAGGUAGCCUCCUCAGACUCUCCGGAGGUAGAGGAAGAUUGAGCAUAACUAGAACAUGAGAGCUGUACAUAGAUGCUCAUUUUACACAUCUAUAUUAUAAAAACAGAACGAUUGUCUGUAUUAGUCUUUGAUUAACUGUAUUAAAACGAAAAUAUCUUUCAUUCUUUAAUGUCUUAAAAAAACAAGUUGAUAUGUAA
Molecule: messenger RNA, 2123 nt
Organism: Brassica oleracea var. oleracea
Lineage: Eukaryota; Viridiplantae; Streptophyta; Magnoliopsida; Brassicales; Brassicaceae
Exons: 6
Coding region: 76-1968 (630 amino acids)
Biological process (GO): regulation of DNA-templated transcription
Molecular function (GO): double-stranded DNA binding
Source: RefSeq, a predicted model, not a curated record